UCGCGGCCUCGGAAACGCCCCUCGCCCAGGUUCUCCCUGGGAAGCUCUGAGAAGACGCUUGAUGAGAGGCUUUCUGGGGAAUGUAGUUCGCGACGCGUGAGCAGUGACGCGACACGUGCGUGUGUGUGUCCGCGUGCGUGCGUGUGUGUGUGUGUGUGUGUGUGUGUGUGUGUCCUGAUCACCCAGGCAACGACCCGGAGGCACAGCUACUGGUUGUAGGAACUAGCGUGGUAGCCAGCGGCGGGCCUAGAGCAUUUGCCGGCUCAGAGUCUGGGCGUUUCUGCGCUAGCAGCAGAGGACGGGGCGGGACUUCCGUCGUCGCCAUUGCAAUCUUCGCCGCGCAGUUGGUGGGCUGGUUGGCAGUCGGCUGCUGGGACCAGAGAUGGGCAUAGGGAAGUCCCGGGACUGUCACCGCACCACUGCAUGCACUUUUACCCCUCGGCUCAUGGUUCCUCCUUCCUGAGCCUUGGUUUCCCCAGAUGUAGAACGGAGGUAAUGUACUCCGCCUUAGCCCCACGGUCCCCGGAGACAGCUCCCAGGUCCUUGGGUGCAUUUUAUACGGGGAAGACUUACUAAAACCCUGAGUGCGACCGUCAGCACGCGGUCACCCCGGGCAGUGGGGGCGUAGGGUUUUGGAUGACCCCGCAGGGCUUGUCACUGUCGCUGCCUUGCACGGACCCGCCCACUCCACAGACUCUGACCAGGCCAGCAACCUCGCUGAUGGACCCCGGGCAGGUCCAGGUCAUGGGUCAACUGGCAGUCACAUCCUCUUGAUGACUUCCCCCCCAACGUUCAUAUUUCUGGAAUCCUAUGGGAUAAGGUCUGGAAGGGUAUCCCAGGCACAGGGACCAGCAUGUGCAAAUUUCUUGAAGCCCAUCUGUUGGCCUUCUAGCUUAGCUGUUUCAUCAUUGCAAAGCCCAGUGACCUUUGAAGAUGUGGCUGUGUACUUUUCCAAGGAGGAGUGGGGGCUUCUUGAUGCAGGCCAGAGGGACCUGUACCACAAUGUUAUGCUGGAGAACUUUCAGCUCAUGACCUCACUUGGUUGUUGGCAUGGAGUGGAAGAUGAGGGGGCCCAUUCCAAGAAGAAUGCUUCUAUACAAGGGAUGUUACAGGUCAGGAUCCCCACUGCAAAUCCUUCCACCCAGAAGGCUGACACCUGUGAUAUGUGUGGCCCAUUCUUGAAAGACAUUUUGCACCUGGAUGAACAUCAAAGAACAUAUCCUGAGAAUACCCUCUAUACAUGUGGAGCAUGUGGAAGAGAGUUUUGGUUCAGUGUGAACCUUCACCAGCACCAGGAGGAGCACAGUAGAGAAAAGCCCUUCAGAUGGGACAAGGACAGGGACUCAUUUGUGGAACACUCUAUAGUCCUUCUGUCAGAGAAGCCUUUCACUUGUGGGGAAGAUGGUGAGGAUGCCUUGGACAGCCAUGACCUCUUCCAGCAUCCAGCCAUUGAGAGCAGUGGGAAGCCAUAUAGAAGCACAGAGUGCAGGAAGGCCUUUUCACACAGUUCUAAUCUUGAGCAGCUCUUAGAAGUCCAUUCCACCCAGGAGCUCUUCAAGUGCAGCAACUGUGGAAAAGUCUUUCAGAAGAGCUCCACCCUCCUCAACCACCUGAGAAUUCAUUCUGAAGAGACACUGUUUAGAUGUCCAACAGUUGAAAAUUCCUUAGAGGAGAAAUCAACCCUUGUUAAUCACCAAAAAUGUCAUAAUGAAGAGACAUGUCAUGUAUGUAAAGAGUGUGAGAAGACCUUCAGUCACCCUUCUAAACUGAGGAAGCACCAGAAAUUUCACACUGGAGUAAAACAUUAUAAGUGCAAUGAUUGUGGGAAAACCUUCAGCCACAAACUCACACUUGUUCAUCACCAGCGAAUUCAUACAGGAGAAAGACCUUAUGAGUGCAGUGAAUGUGGGAAAGCCUUUAAUAACAGGUCACACCUCACUCGGCAUGAGAAAGUUCACACUGGAGAAAGGCCUUUUGAGUGCAGCAAAUGUGGAAGAGCCUUCAGCCAAAGCUCUAAUUUCCUUCGGCACCAGAAAGUUCACACCCAAGUAAGACCAUAUGAGUGCAAUCAAUGUGGUAAAGCCUUCAGCCGUAGCUCUGCUCUCAUUCAACACUGGAGAGUUCACACUGGAGAAAGGCCUUAUGAAUGCAGCGAGUGUGGAAGAGCUUUUAAUAAUAACUCCAACCUUGCUCAGCACCAGAAAGUUCACACUGGAGAACGGCCUUUUGAGUGCAGUGAAUGUGGAAGAGACUUCAGCCAGAGCUCCCACCUCCUUCGACAUCAGAAAGUUCACACUGGAGAACGGCCUUUUGAGUGCAGCGAAUGUGGAAAAGCCUUCAGCAAUAGCUCCACUCUCAUUCAGCACCAGAAAGUACAUACCGGGCAAAGGCCUUAUGAAUGCAGUGAAUGUAGAAAGGCCUUCAGUCGCAGCUCCAGCCUGAUUCAGCACUGGAGAAUUCACACCGGCGAAAGGCCUUAUGAGUGCAGUGAAUGUGGGAAAGCCUUUGCUCACAGUUCCAGUCUCAUUGAGCACUGGAGAGUUCACACAAGAGAAAGGCCUUAUGAGUGCAGUGAAUGUGGGAAAUUCUUUAGCCAGAACUCCAUUCUCAUUAAACAUCAGAAAGUUCACACUGGAGAAAGGCCUUAUCAGUGCAGCGAAUGUGGGAAGUUCUUUAGCCGAAAGUCCAGCCUUAUUUAUCACUGGAGAGUUCACACUGGAGAAAGGCCUUAUGAGUGCAGUGAGUGCGGGAGAGCCUUCAGCAAUAAUUCUCACCUGGUUCGUCACCAGAGAGUUCACACACGGGAGAGGCCCUAUGAGUGCAGCCAGUGUGGGAAAGCCUUUAGUGAACGAUCCACACUUGUUCGACACCAGAUAGUACAUACCAGAGAAAGGACUUAUGAGUGUGGCCACUGUGGAAAAAUUUUUAGCCGUCUUUGCAAUCUUGCUCAGCAUAAAAGGAUUCAUACCUGAGUGGAGUCUUAUGGAAAUGGUCUUUCUGAGAAGAUUUUCAGCCAAGUCAGACUUGGAGCAGAAUACCCACAGAGAAGUUACCUACAUGUACCACUAAUUUGGAGAAGCCUUCAAAAGCUACCCUGGCCUUUCUCAGCAGCCCAGAGCUGAGCUCUCUCCCCUAUGGAGCACAAAUCCCUUUUGAACCUGCCUGGAUCCAAAUAUUUGCAACAGUCAUCUACAUAUGCAUGGAAAAAACAGCUCCCUGUGCCUCCUUUCCACUUUCCUGGAGGAAAACAGACUUAUCCUGGGCCCAUUGGAAUGGCUUCAUUCCCACUGCCUCUGAGAGGGUUAGGAAACGAACUGACCCCAGGCUGGUUGAGGGGCCUUGAGGGAUGUCCAGUUUGGGCUUCUCAGGAAGACGCACAUUCCUCAUGGAUGUUGUCAUGUCUGCAUGUAAUCCCAAUGAUGUGUCCACUGAGCCCACACAUUACCCUUCCCUGGAACCAUUUACCCUGGUCUUCUCUAUCCAGCAUGAUAAUAAAGACCUCAUUGAUUAACCCAGCUUAAUCUUGGGGGUUGGGGUGGGGUAGGUUGAAAAAAGAAGCAGGUAGAGUGGGGGAAGGCUGAUACAGAGCACCCGACAACAUCUACCUCAGGGUAUAAAAGGAACAUAGGGAAUUGCUCUAUGAUCUUUUGUGGCCCACUUCGCAUUGCAUUUGAAGGACUGGGACAAACUGAAGGGCUCAUAAAGUAAACAUAGUGGCCUGUGUUUCAGAGAUACCUGAAGGCCCAGAGCUCACCCUGAAGAAGGAGGAUGUUAGUCUGCAACAUUAGAAUGGUCUGUUGGAUUAGAGGGCAGGUCCCUAGUUCACAGAGAGAACUCUGGGUUCCCCCAUGUGAGGAGAAGCUGUCUUCUGGUUCCUAAUAAGGAGAUAUGACCCUGGGAGGCCAGUAGAGGCCUAGUGGAUACUGUAUCCACCUAGUGGAUAGAGAAACACUGGGUGUGAAGUAAUAGGGAGUUGGGGAGACUAGGAAACUAUAGGCCCAUGCCACUGGGGAUAAGGAGUAACCACGGUUCUCCAUUAACUGUGGCUCUGCAGGUGAGGCAAGUAUAACUUAAUCUGAGACCCACAGGGGCCAUUUGAGAAGCCAUCAUUAGUACAGAAACACUGGCUGUGGAGAAGAAGACUAGUAAACUAGGGGGAACUUGGCUGUUCUAAAGGUACAUCAGAAAAUUCCAGGUGACUGGCCAAGUGAGAUAAGAGUGCAGAACUACUACUACCUCCUCCUCCUCCU
Molecule: messenger RNA, 4250 nt
Organism: Panthera uncia (snow leopard)
Lineage: Eukaryota; Metazoa; Chordata; Mammalia; Carnivora; Felidae
Product: zinc finger protein 132-like
Exons: 4
Coding region: 774-2972 (732 amino acids)
Biological process (GO): central nervous system development; regulation of transcription by RNA polymerase II
Cellular component (GO): nucleus
Molecular function (GO): RNA polymerase II cis-regulatory region sequence-specific DNA binding; DNA-binding transcription factor activity, RNA polymerase II-specific
Source: RefSeq, a predicted model, not a curated record